This is a messenger RNA of Ictidomys tridecemlineatus (thirteen-lined ground squirrel), 5011 nucleotides long. RefSeq names its product SLIT and NTRK like family member 5 (gene Slitrk5). NCBI's taxonomy places the organism in Eukaryota, Metazoa, Chordata, Mammalia, Rodentia, Sciuridae. Gene Ontology annotation, biological process: positive regulation of synapse assembly; axonogenesis. Gene Ontology annotation, molecular function: protein binding. The record is from RefSeq and is a predicted model, not a curated record.
UAGCGCUCGCUUCGCCCCGGGCCCAUCAUGUCUGCUGCAGCUUGGCUCGCACCAGCGGCGCGACAAUAAACAAGUGCACCGGACGGGGCCCUGCACCCGCUACGGAGCAGAUGUCUCAGAGAUCCGGACGAUGCUUACCGCGUUGCCACCUCCUCAACGCCCAGAACAGAAGACGCGACUUUCUCUGAGUUUUUUAGAACCGCCAGGCUGCCAGGACACGCCACAGGCGUAAAACAACGCUGUUCCUGCCCCUCAGACCCCCAAAGGAUGUCGGAGAUAAAGAGUUCCAAAUAAUGACGAUCGUGCGCCGCAUCUGGGGAAGAGAUAGAGAAAAAACCCUGCAAAUACCGGGAGCGAAGAAACAGCCAAGAGGAUGCGGGAGCCGUUCAAAUACUAAUUAGGGGCCGCGGCGGCGGCGAGAUCGGCUCGGGGACAGCGGGCGGCGGGAUCCCAGCUCGGUGGUCGCUGCGCGGGGGGCGGAGGACGGCUUUGGAGCCGCAGCCGCCGCUCCAGCUGCCAGACCAACCGAGGGGCCAGUACCACCUUCUUUCGCCCCCUCACUACCAUGUACAGUGUGCGCUGCAAGAAGAAGGCGGGCUAUGCAUGCACACCCUCGAGCCCCUCUCUCUCUGGCUCUUCCCCGGGCGGGCGCCACUGACCAGGGGGAAAUGUGGUGAAGACCGCGAGGAGAGAACCGAGGGGGGAGGGGAGGGCCGGCCGGCGCGAACCCAGGCCGGAGGGUGCGAGGAGCCAGCGGUAGCUGGAGGGGGCGGCGGCCACUGCUGGGUCGGAGAAAGUUGCCCCCUAUGCAGAUGGGAACUGAGGUAAAAUGCACACUUGCUGCCCCCCAGUAACUUUGGAACAGGACCUCCACAGAAAAAUGCAUAGCUGGAUGCUGCAGACUCUAGCAUUUGCUGUAACAUCUCUCGUCCUUUCGUGUGCAGAAACCAUCGAUUAUUAUGGAGAAAUCUGUGACAAUGCAUGUCCUUGUGAGGAAAAGGACGGCAUUUUAACUGUGAGCUGUGAAAACCGGGGAAUCAUCAGUCUUUCUGAAAUUAGCCCUCCCCGUUUCCCAAUCUAUCACCUCUUGUUGUCUGGAAACCUUUUGAAUCGUCUCUACCCCAAUGAAUUUGUCAAUUACACUGGGGCUUCAAUUUUGCAUCUGGGUAGCAAUGUUAUCCAAGAUAUUGAGACUGGGGCUUUCCAUGGGCUUCGUGGUUUGAGGAGAUUGCAUCUGAACAAUAAUAAACUGGAACUUCUUAGAGAUGAUACCUUUCUUGGCUUGGAGAACCUGGAAUACCUACAAGUCGAUUACAAUUACAUCAGCGUCAUUGAACCCAAUGCUUUUGGGAAACUGCAUUUAUUGCAGGUGCUUAUCCUCAAUGACAAUCUCUUGUCAAGUUUACCUAAUAAUCUUUUCCGUUUUGUGCCCUUAACGCACUUGGACCUGCGGGGAAACCGGCUGAAACUUUUGCCCUAUGUGGGGUUGUUGCAGCACAUGGAUAAAGUUGUGGAGUUACAGCUGGAGGAAAACCCCUGGAAUUGCUCCUGUGAGCUGAUCUCUCUCAAGGAUUGGUUGGACAGCAUCUCCUACUCAGCCCUGGUGGGGGAUGUGGUUUGUGAGACCCCCUUCCGCUUACAUGGCAGGGAUUUGGACGAGGUAUCCAAGCAGGAACUUUGCCCAAGGAAACUUAUUUCGGACUAUGAGAUGAGGCCACAGACGCCUUUGAGCACCACGGGGUAUUUACACACCACUCCGGCCUCGGUAAAUUCCGUGGCCACUUCUUCCUCUGCUGUUUACAAACCUCCCUUGAAGCCCCCUAAGGGAACCCGCCAACCCAACAAGCCCAGAGUGCGCCCCACCUCUAGGCAGCCCUCUAAGGACUUGGGCUACAGUAACUAUGGCCCCAGCAUCGCCUACCAGACCAAAUCCCCGGUGCCUUUGGAGUGUCCCACUGCGUGCACUUGCAACCUUCAGAUCUCAGAUCUGGGCCUAAAUGUAAACUGCCAAGAGCGCAAGAUCGAGAGUAUUGCUGAGCUGCAGCCCAAGCCCUACAACCCGAAGAAAAUGUAUCUGACGGAGAACUACAUCGCUGCUGUGAGCAGGACAGACUUCCUGGAGGCCACCGGACUGGACCUCCUGCACCUGGGUAACAACCGUAUCUCAAUGAUCCAAGACAGCGCCUUUAGGGAUCUCAGCAACCUGAGACGCCUCUACCUGAAUGGCAACAGGAUAGAGAGACUGAGCCCAGAAUUAUUUUAUGGCCUGCAGAGUCUUCAGUAUCUCUUCCUCCAAUACAAUCUCAUACGGGAGAUUCAAUCUGGGACUUUCGAUCCAGUCCCAAACCUCCAGCUGCUAUUCCUGAACAACAACCUUCUGCAGGCCAUGCCCUCAGGCGUCUUCUCUGGCCUGACCCUUCUCAGGCUCAACCUGAGGAGUAACCACUUCACAUCCUUGCCGGUAAGUGGAGUUUUGGACCAGCUGAAGUCACUCAUCCAAAUCGACUUGCAUGACAACCCUUGGGAUUGUACCUGCGAGGUGGUGGGCAUGAAGCUGUGGGUUGAGCAGCUAAAAGUGGGCGUUCUAGUAGACGAAGUGAUCUGUAAGGCUCCCAAGAAAUUCGCAGAGACAGACAUGCGCUCCAUUAAGUCAGAGCUGCUGUGCCCAGACUAUUCGGAUGUGGUGGUUUCCACACCCACACCAUCCUCUAUCCAAGUACCAGUGAGGACCAGCGCCGUGACCCCUGCGGUCCGGUUGAACAGCACUGGGGCCCCUGCGGGCUUGGGUGCCGGCGGAGGUGCAUCUUCCGUGCCCUUAUCGGUGUUGAUCCUCAGUCUUCUGCUGGUUUUCAUAAUGUCCGUCUUCGUGGCCGCGGGGCUCUUUGUGCUGGUCAUGAAGCGCAGGAAGAAGAACCAGAGCGACCAUACCAGCACCAACAACUCCGACGUGAGCUCCUUCAACAUGCAGUACAGUGUCUAUGGUGGCGGCGGUGGCGGCCCAGGCGGCCACCCACACGCCCACGUGCACCAUCGUGGGCCGGCUCUGCCCAAGGUGAAGACGCCCGCGGGCCACGUGUAUGAAUACAUCCCCCAUCCAUUGGGCCACAUGUGUAAAAACCCAAUUUACCGUUCUCGAGAAGGCAACUCCGUGGAGGAUUACAAAGACCUGCACGAGCUCAAGGUCACCUACAGCAGCAACCACCACCUGCAGCAGCAACAGCCGCCGCCGCCGCAGCAGCCCCAGCAGCAGCCCCCGCCGCAGCUGCAGCUGCAGCCCGGGGAGGAGGAGAGGCGGGAAAGUCACCACUUGCGGAGCCCCGCCUACAGCGUCAGCACCAUUGAGCCCCGGGAGGACCUACUGUCGCCGGUGCAGGACGCCGACCGCUUUUACAGGGGCAUUUUAGAACCAGAAAAACACUGCUCCACCACCCCCGCCGGCAACAGCCUCCCGGAAUACCCCAAGUUCCCAUGCAGCCCCGCUGCUUACACUUUCUCCCCCAACUAUGACCUGAGACGCCCCCAUCAGUAUUUGCACCCGGGGGCAGGGGACAGCAGGCUGCGAGAACCGGUGCUCUACAGCCCCCCGAGUGCUGUCUUUGUAGAACCCAACCGGAACGAAUAUCUGGAGUUAAAAGCAAAACUAAACGUUGAACCGGACUACCUCGAAGUGCUGGAAAAACAGACCACAUUUAGCCAGUUCUAAAAGCAAAGAAACUCCCUUGGAGCUUUUGCGUUUAAAACAAACAAGCAAGUAGACACACAAGGUGAACACAUUUGAUUAAUUGUGUUGUUUCAACGUUUAGGGUGAAGUGCCUUGGCACGGGAUUCUCAGCUUCGGCGGAAGAUUCAGAAAGGGUGUGCAAUUUCCUUUACAUUUUACACGUGGGAAACGUUUGUGUAAACUGGGCACAUCACUUUCUCUUCUUGUGUGUGGGGUGGAGGAGAGGAGAAGGGCUUUAUGGAGGGCAGUUUGCUGCGAGGGUGACUUAUGUUAAAGGUUGCAGUCGUUUUUUAGUUAAGAAUGGUGGAAGAUGACAGCCCAUAGAUCCUACUAUUCCUCUUUUGCUCCCUCACUCCUCCCUUUCUCCCCCUUUAAGCCAUGGGUGGGUCUAAAUGGCUUUGGUGGAGAGACUAGCACACCCCAACUUUAAUAGAAAGUUUGUUCUCUCUAUUCUUCUCCCUCCCUUUCCACCACCCUUCUUAUUCCUUUCCUUUGUUUUUAAAGGAUGUGUUUGUAUGCAUUCUGGACAUUUGAAUUGAAAAACAAAAUAUUGUGAUCUAGAAAAGGAUCACUAUAGAUGUGGACAAAUCAUUAAAAUUACAGAGCUAUAUGAUCCAUAAUUGAUUAGUCAAAAUAACUUAUUGAUGAAAUAUACAAAUAUUUUAUUGUAGCACCUAUUUUUAUAUGCACAUUUAGCAUUCCUCUUUCCUUCACUGUUUAGCCUAUGAUUUUCACAGAGGUAUCGCAUUGUAUCAGGAACUGCAUUACCAAGACUGAAGUGAUAUCAGGAAGGCAUUUUAAAUCAUUCAAAAUGUGGAGCACUUAAUGGCAAAAAUCUUUAAAAGCCAAUGCAGCCACCCAAUUGGACCUGUAAUUUUUUAAAGCUGAUUAUAUCCCAUUGUAUAAAAGAAAAAAAUAGGGCAAUUAAUUGGGCCGUUCAAGAGAAUUUUGUGCAAGUUUUUGGUUUCAUUAGAGAAGAUUUAAAAGUAUUUUUAUUAGUGAACCAAAACGAUGUAUUGAUUUGACUACUAUUGUAGCCGAUUUUCGAUUGUUUAACCAAACCCAGUUGCAUUUGUACAGAUCCACAUGUACUGGCACCUCAGAAGACCAAAUGAUGGACUGUACAAGUAUCUAUACAAUGUCUUUAUCCCUCUGGGCAGCAAGCAAUGAUGAUAAUGAAGAACAGGAUCUCUGUAAGAUGGGGCUAUUGUUGUUAAAUCUCAUAUGUAUCCCAGCACAUGUAAUUUUUUAAAUAGUUUCUGAAUAAACACUUGAUAACUAUGUCAAAUA